Octodon degus (degu) is the source of this 1361-nucleotide messenger RNA. RefSeq names its product GA binding protein transcription factor beta subunit 1 (gene Gabpb1). The transcript is spliced from 10 exons. Gene Ontology annotation, cellular component: nucleus. Gene Ontology annotation, molecular function: transcription cis-regulatory region binding; protein binding. Gene Ontology annotation, biological process: positive regulation of transcription by RNA polymerase II. The record is from RefSeq and is a predicted model, not a curated record. Bases 115 to 1302 code for a protein of 395 amino acids. Lineage: Eukaryota; Metazoa; Chordata; Mammalia; Rodentia; Octodontidae.
GGAGUGAACCUAGGGCCCUGUGCAUGCUAUGCAGAUACUCUGCUGGAUAUUGAUGCUUUACUGUUGCUACAUAUGACAGCCAGCAGUUGACUGGCUUCCCUGUGUAAGGAGCAGAUGUCCCUGGUAGAUUUGGGAAAGAAGCUUUUAGAAGCGGCACGAGCAGGCCAAGAUGACGAAGUCCGUAUUUUGAUGGCAAAUGGAGCUCCUUUCACCACAGACUGGCUGGGAACGUCUCCACUGCACCUGGCAGCACAGUAUGGCCACUACUCCACCACAGAGGUGCUGCUCCGAGCCGGCGUGAGCAGGGACGCCAGGACCAAGGUGGACCGGACGCCAUUGCACAUGGCCGCCUCCGAGGGCCACGCCAGCAUUGUGGAGGUCUUGCUUAAGCAUGGUGCUGACGUCAAUGCAAAAGAUAUGUUAAAGAUGACAGCUCUACAUUGGGCUACUGAACACAAUCAUCAAGAAGUGGUGGAACUUCUAAUCAAAUAUGGUGCUGAUGUACACACUCAGAGUAAAUUUUGUAAAACUGCAUUUGAUAUUUCCAUAGACAAUGGAAAUGAAGAUUUAGCAGAGAUAUUACAGAUCGCUAUGCAGAACCAAAUCAACACCAACCCGGAGAGCCCCGACACUGUGACGAUACACGCCGCAACCCCACAGUUCAUCAUUGGACCUGGAGGGGUGGUGAACCUAACAGGUCUGGUAUCUUCAGAAAAUUCAUCCAAGGCAACAGAUGAAACAGGUGUGUCUGCCGUCCAGUUUGGAAACUCCUCUACAUCAGUAUUAGCUACAUUAGCUGCCUUAGCUGAAGCUUCUGCCCCAUUGUCCAAUUCUUCGGAAACUCCAGUAGUGGCCACGGAGGAGGUGGUUACGGCCGAGUCUGUGGAUGGUGCAAUUCAGCAAGUGGUCAGCUCAGGGGGUCAGCAGGUCAUCACCAUAGUUACAGAUGGAAUCCAGCUCAGAAACUUGCACUCUAUUCCAACCAGUGGAAUAGGCCAGCCCAUCAUUGUGACCAUGCCAGAUGGACAGCAAGUGUUAACAGUGCCUGCAACAGAUAUCGCUGAAGAAACUGUUAUAAGCGAAGAGCCGCCGGCUAAGAGACAAUGUAUUGAAAUAAUUGAAAACCGGGUGGAAUCUGCAGAAAUAGAAGAGAGAGAAGCUCUUCAGAAACAGUUGGAUGAAGCGAAUCGAGAAGCUCAGAAAUACCGACAGCAACUACUUAAGAAAGAGCAGGAAGCAGAGGCCUACAGACAGAAGCUAGAAGCUAUGACACGUCUUCAGACUAACAAAGAAGCUGUCUGAUCAAAAUGGACAAGUAAUUUGAUUUUACUCUUGGUCAAGAAAGAAUGCAGCUCGAACUG